AUGAGAGAUUAUCCUUCAAUGCCAAAUGUGUUUCGGGUGGCUUCCACCCAAAACAUUAAUCAAUUGGCCUUAAAUGGCAGUAAAGAUAAUCCCUAUAACAAUAAUAAUACUGUUCGAUCAGUUAAUCAUUUUAACAACGAGAAUCAGCGAGAUAUGCAACAACAAUUGGGAAUGCAUCAAUUAAUGAAUAUCGGAACAAUUGAACGAAAUCAAUCAUCCCAGCCAGUUCAAGCCCAGCAGCAGCCAGGAGUUAUCAAUACAAUUACUGGAAGUAUUCCAGCAACUGGACUCUCACCUUCAAUGGCGGGCAAUUUCAAUCAUCUGCGACUGAAUAAUCUUGAAUAUCAGAAAAAAAGUAAAAGCAACACAAAUGACCAUCAAAAGCGGCUCGAUAUCACACCUGAGCAGAGCGGUGGAUCACCAAAUGCUAAUGGCGGCUGGACUGGCUUGACAUACACUAGUCGAGGUUAUCUAUGGCUUCUUACACCUGUUGCAGCCAGCAUUUCCAUGGCCAUUGUUAUCGCUGCCUUGGCUGGUCCGCAGUGGCUUUUUACCGAAGAGAAAUUAACCAAUUUCAACUACAAUGGUACAGCCAAUUUGCAUGCAUUGGAUGAUGGUGUCUAUAUUACGAAAUAUACAAAAUCCAGUCUCUGGAUUAUAUGCACAACAUUGCCAGGCCUCGACAUCGAUACGUAUAAUUGUAUAAAAAUCGAUUAUUUCCCCAAGGAAGGUUAUCAGGCGGAUACUCAGGACUCUACGCCUGCAAUAACUUACGCUGUAACCAAGUCUUGUCCAAUAUUUCUGGCUGCUGGUAUAUUAUUGCUCAUCAGUUUUAUUGUUUUUCUAAUACCAACAUGUUCGCAUCAGAAUAAUCUAUAUUAUUUUGCGGCUGGUAUACUAUUUAUUAUAAGCGGACUCAUUAUGCUUAUUGGACUAGUUGCCUACAUAUCUGUUCUUAAAUCUGAAAUAGGUUCUAAAUUACGACCACGUUCCAGCUUACAGCCGGCUCUAUUUAAAGUCACUUAUGGCCAGAGUUUUUUUCUAUUUGUCUUUGGUUUCAUAGCCACAGAAUUCGUUGGUGUUCUAAAUAUAUUUCUGUAUAUUAAUUUGCAAGAGAUUAGCUAUUACAGUAGUCUACCUUGCUUUAGUGCCACGACUAAUGUACAGGCGAAAAUCAAUGAGGGACGACAUCCUUUGACUGAAUCAUAUAGACGAUUUAAGCAACCAGCAGCAGCGACUACAGCAAAUGCAUCUAAUCAUAAUGGACUGAGAACUGCUGUGACUCGUAAUUGUCGGAUAACAGAUCAAAGGGUAUCCGUCCAUCCACCAAUCGUGGCACAACGUCCAUCUGCAAUGCGUAAUGGAAGUAAUGCCCGAAUGCAUCAGAUUCAUGACAUUAACGAAGGACGUUUCAAUCAGACCCUUCCGGGUGCCUAUUCAUGUCGCAAACAUCUCAAUGGCAAGACUGGCAAUUAUGGUGAUGGAAAUUUCGAUAUCUAUUUGCACAAUGAUUUCGAUCGACAGAUCUGUGAUGACAUUUUACUGCUUAGUUUCUAUUUCGAAAAGCCAGCUGUGUCCAAGUGUAAUUUGCAUUCUCGCAGCUUUGCCAAAUCACUGAAUGAACUCUGCACCGAUCAUCUGUCAUCUCAAGAUGUAUUUGCUGUUCCUCCACCACCGCCAACAUUUGCUGACUUGCCGCAGGAGUUUCCAUUGACACGAUCAGUGUCCACUACUACAGACAUUUUUACAUCUACUCAUCCAUCGAAUAACGCUAAGGAAAAUAAUCUAAUGCACGAGCAGGAGCAAUCGCGUUUUAGUAGUCUAAAACGUGGUUUGAUCAAGACCAAAGAUGAGCUAUUCCAGGAGAUAUGUCGGCAAACAGGUGUACGUAGUAAGCGCAAGGAUAUUGCAGGACAUCUCGUCGAGAAACCGAAUCAGAAAAAUACUCAAGCCAAGGAUCAGGUGAAUCAAGUCUAUGAUGUCGACCAGGAUCAUGAUGAUGAGCAUGGCUUUAAAAACUUUCGCAUAGCUAACAGUGUCAAUACUCUGGAUGAGGAUCAGCUUUAUGUUGUGGGUGAUCACGUUGAAUUGAUUAUGCCACGACGCUCCUCCAUGAAUGUCGAUGCCCAGUUCGCUCCUGUUGCAGUCCAAUCGAUGCGAAGACUUCAUUCGAAUUUAUCCUUGCAUUCGUCGCAAGCCACACAAGCCGAGGCAGCCUGGCCACAAGUUCGUUUUACACCCACCACGGAAAUGCGCAACAGUUGCACAUUGCCUCGCUGCUUCUUACGCCGAUCGGCCAUUGGAAGCCAGGAUAGUCUCGGAUCGCUCCAAAGUAAUGGUCAGCAGACCAACAGACUCUCACAAUUGAAGCUGGCGGCAAAUCAACAAAAUCAAUACCUUUCCACAUUGACCCUACCACAGACGGGAGAGUCAUCAGUCCAAUGGCCAGCCACCAUAUCAUCAUCGUCACCGGCCAAACCCUUCCAGGCGAAUCGCCAAUAUCCACAGCAUCCACAGCAUCCACAGCAUCCACAGCCCAUGUAUACGGCAAGUGCAAAUGUAGCCAGUUCCAGUUCCAGUUCCAAUGGCAACCAUCAACAUAACAUUAAUAAUAGUAGUAAUCAAAAAUUUAAAAGAGCCUACGCUUUCGAUGAUAAUCAACGGCAAUGUGGCUCAAGUGCUGAGGCCUUCGACCUGGAUGAAAUUGAACGGGAACGUCGCCGAUCACAUGCCAGUCUCUUUGGUUUGACUCAGAACUUGGCUCGCGGGGAAUACGAUCUCUUCAAUGGUACAGCCGUUUAAUUUAGCCAAAAUGAAUUCAAUAUCACUGCCAAAAUAUAGUUCAAAUAAAUCAAUCAAUCUUCAUGCUAACAUAUUCGUAAAUUAAGAUACAAUUCAUAAUAAAUACAUAUACUUACUAGCAUAUACAUAUCUAGCAACUACAACUACAGUCGAUUCUCGUUAAUUCAAACCUGCGAUAAUUCGAACCUCUC
Molecule: messenger RNA, 2993 nt
Organism: Drosophila willistoni
Lineage: Eukaryota; Metazoa; Arthropoda; Insecta; Diptera; Drosophilidae
Exons: 8
Coding region: 1-2802 (933 amino acids)
Biological process (GO): postsynaptic neurotransmitter receptor diffusion trapping; transmission of nerve impulse; regulation of AMPA receptor activity
Cellular component (GO): AMPA glutamate receptor complex; postsynaptic density membrane
Molecular function (GO): channel regulator activity; voltage-gated calcium channel activity
Source: RefSeq, a predicted model, not a curated record